Penicillium subrubescens is the source of this 1677-nucleotide messenger RNA. RefSeq lists its product as uncharacterized. Gene Ontology annotation, cellular component: mitochondrion. Gene Ontology annotation, biological process: anterograde axonal transport. The record is from RefSeq and is a predicted model, not a curated record. Lineage: Eukaryota; Fungi; Ascomycota; Eurotiomycetes; Eurotiales; Aspergillaceae. The transcript is spliced from 5 exons. The coding region runs from base 1 to 1677 and encodes 558 amino acids.
AUGGCCGACGAUACUCCUGUCGCUGCCCCCGCUGAGGCCGUCGACCAGCCCGAGCGCGCUGCCGCGGCCGGCGACAAGCCUACCGACCAGGAAUCCGAGAACGUGACCACCACCGAGGACAAGAAGACCGACACUGCGAGCGCAACCGACGAGAAGAAGGGCGCCGAAGCUGGCGCUGACAAGGCUAUUGACUCUGGUGAUGCGAAUGAGGCCAAGGAUGCCGCCGCCACUGCCGCUGGUGAUGCCGCAGAGGCGAACGGAACCCCAGCCUCUUCCAAGAAGGCCUCAAAGGACCGCCGCCGCUCCAGCGGUGUCGCUGAGAAGUCCAAGCUGAACAAACGCAAGUCUAUGACCAAGCUCACUCAGCUGAGCGUGCAGCCUGGCGAGUACUACCUUGCGCGUCUGCGUAGCUAUGCGCCAUGGCCAUCCAUCAUCUGCGACGAGGAGAUGCUCCCUCAGUCUCUGCUUGACACCCGUCCCGUCACGGCUGCGCAACCCGACGGAACCUACCGCGCUGACUACGCGGAUGGUGGAAAGCGAGCCCACGAGCGUACCUACCCCGUCAUGUUCUUCCAGAGCAACGAGUUCGCCUGGAUCCCCAACACCCAACUUACCCCGAUCACCGCUGCCGAGUGCAAGGAUGUCUCUGAGAAGAACAAGGCCAAGGGCCUGAUCGAGGCAUACAAGGUUGCUUCGGAGGGCCACGACCUCGCAUACUUCAAAAAGAUGCUGUCGGACCACGAGGCCGCCAUCCAGCAAGAAAUUGAGGAGGAAGAAGCCGCCGAGGCCGCAAAGGCAGCUGCUAAGGCUGAGAAGGAGGCCGCAAAGGAGGCCGCUAAGGAGGCUAAGAAGGCCGCCGCCACCAAGUCCAAGCGCAAGAGCAAGGGCCCCGAUACCGAUGUUGAAAUGGAGGAUGCGGACGACUCCAAGAAGGCCAAGGCCUCCAAGAAGCGCAAGAACGAGACUGAUGGCGAUGCUGAGAAGCCCGCGAAGACUCCCAAGACCAGCACCAAGCUGAAGUUGACUACCCCGAAGGCGCCUGCGGAGGAGAAGAAGACCCCCGCCAGCAAGGCCAAGAAGGCCACCUCCAAGAAGGCCAAGGCCGCGGAGGAAGACUCUACCCCCGAGGCCAAGGAGCCAGAGAAGCAGGUUGACCCCGAGGAGCUGAAGAAAAAGAAGGAGAAGGAGAUUCUUUUCCUGCGUCACAAGCUGCAAAAGGGAUUCAUUUCCCGUGAAAUGCCACCCAAGGAGGAUGAGAUGGCCACCAUGGCCGGUUAUUUCGACAAGUUGGACAAGCACGCUGAUCUGGAAGUUUCCAUCAUCCGCUCUACCAAGAUCAACAAGGUUCUGAAGAUGAUCGUCAAGCUGGACACCAUCCCCCGGGAUGAGGAAUUCCAAUUCCGUCACCGCGCAAUGAACAUCUUGACUAGCUGGAAGAGUGUGCUGGAGACUGACGUCCCUGCGCCAUCCGACAAGGAGAGCAAGCCCACUGCGAACGGCGCCCACAAGAACGAUGACGGUGCCGAUACUCCCAAGGUGGACACCGAGGAGGAGAAGGAGCCCGAGAGCAAGGCCGCCAACGAUGAUACCCCUAUGCCCGACGCCGAAAAGGAAGAGGCCGAUCAGACGGAAUCCAAGGAACCCGCCGAGGAGAAGACUGUGGGGGCUGCCGCGUAA